AAAAACUGCUCAAAAAUCGUCUUGAUGUUCUCAAUAAUCAAUCAAAAGAAGCCAACAGCCAGUCCAAUAAUAGCAAAUCCGAAGAAAAAAGCGAAGAAGCCAUUAAAACCACCCUUGAAUUAAAAGAAAAAAUAGAAAAACUGUCCGAAAAAUUAAAAACUAGUGAAGAAAUAAAUAAAGUUCUGCUAGAAAAUAUUGAUAAGAGCAUUAAGGGAGAAAUUGCUAAUCAACAAAAACUAUUCCAAGAAAAAAAUAAAGAAUUAAGCGAAAAACUCAACAAGGACGUAGAACUUCAUCUUAACAGCAACCAACAACUAAUAAAAACCCAUUUAGAAAAUUUAAAUAAGGGGAUAUCACAGCCUUUGGAAAAACUCAAUAGCGUUCUUUUACAUUCCGGCAAACGAGGAAGAUGGGGAAAUACCAAUUUAGACCAGUUGUUAUCCAUAUAUUUACCCAAGGAGGAUAAAAUCUACCAAACUGAAUUCCAGUUGAAAAAAAAAAGGGCUAACGACAAAGGGUUAAGGGUAGAUGCAAUUGUUUUCAGUGUAAAUGGUAAACACAACAUUGCCAUUGAUAGCAAAUUCCCUCUUGAAAAUUAUCUUUCUUCAGUAGAUAGCAAUUUAACCGAACAACAAAAAGAAGAAUUCGAAAAGAAGUUUGAAAAUGAUGUGAAAGAGCAUAUUGAAAAAGUAGCCGAAUAUAUUUCUGAAGAAGACGGAAUAAAAUAUGCUGUUAUGUUUGUUCCUUCCGAAGUUAUUUUUAGCAAAAUUAAUGAACAAAGAUUUUACCGAAUUGUUGGAGUGGCUUUAGAAAAAAGGGAAAGAUGGAACAAAAUUAUUAAGACGAUUGAAUACAACAAUGAAAACAUAAGAAAACUUGAUAUUAGCACUCAAAAACUAAUUGAGGAUGGAGAAAGAAUUAAAAAUAGAGAAAGUGCUUCAUUAAAAUCAAUAACUGAUGCCACUGCCGAAGCAGCAAAAAAAUUGGCAAAAAAACAAAGCAAAAAAGAUACUCCAAAGCGACCAAAUUCUGAUGAACUAAACAUUUAUCAAAAAUUAAGGUCAGUUCAAGCUAAUGCUAACCAUUUGUUUAAGGAUAAAAACCAUGGACAUUUCACAGAAUACCAAGUUUUAGGCUUGCUGAAACCACUUUUAGAAGAGGCUAAGUUAACUUUGAGUCUCAGUGAUGAUGCUAGUCAAGAUUUUUUUUAUGAGAGAUUAGAAAAUGGACAUAUAGUUCGCUAUUUAAAAAUCGCUACUUUGACUAAUUCUGAGAAAAAAGAAGAGCAAUUAGACUUCCGCUUUUGA
Messenger RNA from Entrophospora sp. SA101, 1307 nucleotides. Lineage: Eukaryota; Fungi; Glomeromycota; Glomeromycetes; Entrophosporales; Entrophosporaceae. The record is from the annotation of a GenBank genome assembly.